Helianthus annuus (common sunflower) is the source of this 1797-nucleotide messenger RNA. RefSeq names its product zinc finger MYM-type protein 1-like. Lineage: Eukaryota; Viridiplantae; Streptophyta; Magnoliopsida; Asterales; Asteraceae. The record is from RefSeq and is a predicted model, not a curated record. The coding region runs from base 1 to 1797 and encodes 598 amino acids. The transcript is spliced from 5 exons.
AUGCAAGCAAUGUUAUUGGAGCAAUUGGAGGUGAAAAACAGCUGUUGGUUAGAGUAUAGCAUCAAAGCAGACAAAGUAUAUUGUCUAUAUUGUUACUUGUUUAAAGAAGAUGUUGGUAAUCAAGGCGGAAGAGAUACGUGGUCUUAUAGUUCUAAAGGCUUUAGUGAUUGGAGUAAAAAGGGGUCAUUAAAGGAACAUGUUGGGAAUGUUGAUAGUCAUCAUUCAAAGGCGGCACAAAAAUGUCACAAUCUCAUGAAUCAAAAGAAACAUAUGGAUGAGAAUAUGAAGAAGUUGACUAAAGAAGAAAUGAUUGCAAAUUAUUAUCGAUUACUAGGUUCUGUUAUGAGUGGUAGAUUCUGUUUAGAAAACUCUUUACCCUUUCGUGGCCAUGAUGAGUCGGAAGAAUCUAAUUCUCAAGGUAUGUUUCUUUCGGUGUUAAACUUGAUUAGUACUAACCACCCGGAAAUUGGAAAGUACACAUUAGGGAAUGCGAAAAAGAACAAUAAAUUGACAUCGCCAAAGAUACAAAAGGAGAUUAUUGAAUGUUUUUCAAAGGAAGUAACAAAAAGCAUUUGUGCACAAAUUAAAGAUGACGUGUUUGGGUUGUUGGUAGAUGAAUCCAGUGAUGUUUCUUUGAAGGAGCAAAUGGCUGUAGUUGUUAGAUAUGUUGAUAAACUUGGUGUUGUUAGAGAGAGUUUUAUCGGAAUUGUUCAUGUGAAAGACACGGCUUCUACAACUCUUAAACAAGCCAUUGAUGAUUUAUUAGUAAGCAACCAGUUGAGCAUAAAACAAGUGAGAGGCCAAGGUUAUGAUGGUGCAAGCAACAUGCGGGGAGAAUUUAAUGGGUUAAAAGCGUUGAUUUUGAAAGAUAACCCGUCUGCACAUUACAUCCAUUGUUUUGCUCAUCAACUUCAGUUGGUUAUAGUCGCUGUUGCAAAAAAACAUGCCGGUGUGAAAACUUUCUAUGAAUUCCUUUCCAUGGUUGUCACUACGGUUUCAGCUUCUUGCAAACGAAAAGAUAUGUUAAGGGAGGAAAAAAAGGCGAGAGUGGAAAAAGAGAUACUUGAAGGUGAAAUUAAAACGGGUAAAGGAUUAAACCAAGAGGUUUCCCUAGCACGAGCCGGUGAUACGCGAUGGGGUUCACAUCAUAGAACCAUCAUCAGUUUGCUUAGAUUGUUUCCGGAAGUUGUUACCGUACUUCAAUAUGUUAAAGAAGAUGGAGAUUGCAGUCAACAACGGACAAAUGCAAAAGGUAAAGAUUUAUUAGAAGCGGCCAACUUGAUAAAUGGUACAAAACGAGCAUUAAAUGAUUUAAGACAAAAUGGGUUUGAGCCGAUGUUGGAAAAAGUGACUUCUUUUUGUAAAAAAUAUGACAUUACAAUGUUGGACAUGACGGAAAGUUAUGGUAAUCCAAGAAACCGUAAGAAUGUCAUUACAAAUCGACAUCAUUUUGAAGUAGACAUUUUUAAUGAGGUUUUGGACAUGCAAAUUCAAGAAUUAGGAAAUCGAUUUAGUGAGGUAACAACUAGUUUGAUAAAAAAUAUGUCGGGUUUAAAUCCUUCUAACGGUUUAUCUAAGUUUGACCCAUCGAAGAUAUUGGCGUUUGCUAAAAUGUACCCGGAUGAUUUUACUACACAAGAAAUAGGGAGUCUUUUGGGUGAUAUUGAGUCAUUUCGUCACACAAUAAGCGAUGAUGAUAACUUUGAAGACUUGAAUGGAAUAAGUGAUCUUGCGCGUGUUAUGGUUGAAACGGGAACGCAUAGUUCUUGUCCUACAGUUUAUCGGUCAGAGUUAUAA